ACAAUUUUUUGGUGUCACUUCCGUUUCACCGCGACGAACGAGACCAUCUUAGUCGUGAACCCUUCAGUUUCCAAUAGAAUUUAUUAUUCGUCCAAAAUGUCGCUAAUCUCCGCUCGUUUGGCCUCUUCUGUGGCCAGGCGCCUGCCUAAUGCAACUUCACAGGUAUCGAAGGUUGCGGCGCCAGCGAUCGCUGUCGCUUCCCGCAAGGUCCAUGUGUCCUCCACACAGAGGGCAGCUGAAAUCUCCACCAUCCUGGAGGAGAGAAUCUUAGGUGCCGCACCCAAGGCGGAUUUGGAGGAAACUGGCAGAGUAUUGAGCAUUGGUGAUGGUAUUGCCCGUGUGUAUGGCCUCAAGAAUAUCCAGGCCGAGGAGAUGGUGGAAUUCUCUUCUGGUCUAAAGGGUAUGGCCCUCAACUUGGAACCCGACAAUGUGGGUGUGGUAGUAUUCGGUAACGAUAAACUGAUCAAAGAGGGUGACAUCGUGAAACGUACUGGUGCCAUCGUGGAUGUCCCAGUAGGUGACCAGAUUCUGGGUCGUGUCGUAGAUGCGUUAGGUAACGCUAUUGAUGGCAAAGGCCCCAUCGACACCAAGAACCGCAUGCGAGUCGGUAUCAAGGCCCCUGGUAUCAUUCCUCGCGUGUCUGUACGUGAACCUAUGCAGACUGGUAUUAAGGCUGUGGACUCUCUGGUACCCAUUGGUCGUGGUCAGCGUGAGUUGAUCAUUGGUGACCGUCAGACCGGCAAAACCGCUCUGGCCAUUGAUACCAUCAUCAACCAACAGCGCUUCAACAAGGGAGACGAUGAGAAGAAGAAGUUGUACUGUAUCUACGUCGCCAUCGGACAAAAGAGGUCCACUGUGGCCCAGAUUGUGAAGAGAUUGACAGAUGCUGGUGCCAUCAACUACACCAUUAUCGUGUCCGCCACCGCUUCGGACGCCGCACCCCUGCAAUACUUGGCGCCGUACUCUGGCUGUGCCAUGGGUGAAUACUUCCGUGACAACGGCAAGCACGCCCUCAUCAUCUACGACGACUUGUCCAAGCAAGCCGUUGCUUACCGUCAGAUGUCCCUGUUGCUGCGUCGUCCCCCCGGUCGUGAAGCCUACCCCGGUGAUGUGUUCUACCUUCACUCACGUCUGCUCGAGCGUGCCGCUAAAAUGUCUGACAAGAUGGGCGGCGGCUCCCUUACAGCCCUGCCCGUAAUUGAAACCCAGGCUGGUGACGUAUCUGCAUACAUUCCCACCAACGUGAUCUCCAUCACAGACGGUCAGAUCUUCUUGGAGACUGAGCUCUUCUACAAGGGUAUCCGACCAGCCAUCAACGUCGGUCUGUCUGUGUCCCGUGUAGGUUCCGCUGCCCAGACCAAGGCCAUGAAACAGGUGGCUGGUUCCAUGAAGCUGGAAUUGGCUCAAUACCGUGAGGUCGCCGCCUUCGCUCAGUUCGGUUCCGACUUGGAUGCCGCCACCCAGCAGCUGUUGAACCGUGGCAUGCGUCUUACUGAGCUUUUGAAACAGGGACAGUAUGUGCCCAUGGCUAUUGAAGAACAGGUCGCCAUCAUUUACUGUGGUGUCCGUGGUCACCUCGACAAAUUGGACCCCUCCAAGAUCACCGCUUUUGAAAAGGAAUUCACCCAGCACAUCAAAACUAGCCACCAAAGCCUGCUCUCAACCAUUGCCAAGGAUGGACAAAUCACAGCGGAGUCCGACGCUACCCUGAAGAAGAUUGUCACAGACUUCCUUGCCACCUUCACCCAAUCGCAGUGAACAGUGUAGUCACUAAAUAAAAACUGAUUUUGACAUGACAUUGUGCCCUGAAGCAUUUAGGAUAAAUCGUCUAAAUUUAUACUCGUAGCACAAUGUCAAGUCAAACUCCACGGUACAUAUUAAGUGAUGUCUAACGGAAGCAAUACUCCUAGUGGUCAAUGUUUUCGUUAGCCGUUAAUAGUAGUUCUAUUAUUCGUAUGGACUGUAUUGAAUGAUGAUACAAUCAUGCAAUGUAUUUAUCUCGGAAAUGUCAGGAGUGGUUAUAAAUAAACAUCGUAACAAAA
Messenger RNA from Achroia grisella, 2042 nucleotides. RefSeq names its product ATP synthase subunit alpha, mitochondrial (gene blw). Bases 97 to 1758 code for a protein of 553 amino acids. The transcript has 10 exons. Gene Ontology annotation, biological process: proton transmembrane transport; proton motive force-driven ATP synthesis. Lineage: Eukaryota; Metazoa; Arthropoda; Insecta; Lepidoptera; Pyralidae. Gene Ontology annotation, molecular function: ATP binding; proton-transporting ATP synthase activity, rotational mechanism; ADP binding. The record is from RefSeq and is a predicted model, not a curated record.